CACAUAAGGGAGUUUAUUAAGCAAACAAAGUGUCUCCCUGCAGGAUUCAUCAGGAUUCAUUUUGAUUUACAGUCCAAUACUGUACUGGCCCAGGGAGGUACUUUUGAGAACAUGAAAGAAAAGAUAAAUGCAGUGCGUGCAAUAGUUCCCAAUAAGAGCAACAAUGAGAUCAUCCUGGUUUUGCAGCAUUUUGAUAAUUGUGUGGACAAAACAGUUCAAGCAUUUAUGGAAGGGAGUGCCAGUGAAGUACUCAAAGAAUGGACAGUAACAGGCAAGAAAAAGAACAAAAAGAAGAAAAGCAAACCAAAAUCUACAGCCGAAGCAAGUAACAGUAUCCCAGAUUCCAGUAAAUCGGUUUCCAUUCAAGAGGAGCAGUCUGUGCCUUCCUCAGGAAAAGGUGGCAUUAAUGGUUACCAUGUCAAUGGUGCCAUCAAUGAUGCAGAGUCUGUGGACUCACUCAGUGAAGGUUUGGAGACACUUUCAGUAGAUGCCAGAGAACUAGAAGAUCCUGAGUCUGGUUUGCCAGAUACACUGGAUAGAACAGGAUCCGUACUGGAGAAUGGUGUCUCUGACUUUGAGUCCAGGUCUUCAACUGUACACCCUAUUCAGAAUGCCCAACAUUCCAGGAAUGCUGCCAAAUCUCUCUCAAGAUCCACCACAGGACCUCAGUUUUCCAGUCUGGGAAUGGAGGACAUUCCACUCUCCUCCACCAAUAAAAAACUUGGUUCCAAUAUUGAAAAAUCUGUAAAAGACCUCCAGCGCUGCACAGUCUCUCUUGCACGGUAUCGAGUUGUAGUUAAAGAAGAGAUGGAUGCUUCCAUUAAGAAAAUGAAACAAGCUUUUGCUGAACUGCAAAGUUGGUAUUCCAAAUGCUGCUACAAUUCUUGGAGCAAAAUAUUGCCAAGUUUAAUGGAUCGAGAAGUGGCAUUGCUUGCUGAAAUGGAUAAAGUGAAAGCUGAAGCAAUGGAAAUUUUGCUUAGCCGACAAAAGAAAGCUGAACUUCUAAAGAAGAUGACUGAUGUGGCUGUGCGAAUGUCAGAGGAGCAAUUGGUCGAGCUCAGAGCUGAUAUCAAACACUUUGUUAGUGAACGUAAAUAUGAUGAGGAUCUGGGACGAGUAGCCCGAUUCACCUGUGAUGUAGAGACUCUAAAGAAGAGCAUUGAUUCCUUUGGACAAGUGUCCCAUCCAAAGAACAGCUAUUCAAACAGAUCACGAUGUAGCUCAGUUAUAUCUGUGUCCUUGAGUGACCCAAGUGAUGCCUCUGCUGCUUCCUCUUCGACCUGUGCCUCUGCUGCCAGCCUUACAGGUGCUAACAAGAGAAAUUCAGCACCAGGAGAGACUCCUACAGCCAACAGCAGCCAACCCUACCAGCCUCAUCGGGAGGUAUUGUCGGGGAACAGACGAGGAGGACAAGGCUUCAGGCCUCAAGGCCAAAAGUCCAGUGACCCUAUGAGCCAAGGGCGACAUGACAGUAUGGGUCGUUACAGAAAUAGCUCCUGGUAUUCAUCUGGUUCUAGGUAUCAGAGUGCUCCACCCCAGGCACCUGGAAACACUAGUGAGUGGGGCCAGGCUCACUCUGCAGGGACCAAUGGAACUGGAGCCAGCAUGGAGGCUUGUCCACCCAAGCCCUCAUUCAAAAAGGGGCUCCCCCAGCGCAAACCCAGGACCUCUCAGCCUGAAGCUAUGAACUCUUGAGAGAAAUUCCAAUUGGCCUUUCUUCUGUAUCCCACUUAAUUCAACCUGAUAACUGGACUUUAGAAAACUUAUAGUUAGAUUUAAUAACAAAAAGAAGUUUAUGCAUAUCACUUUUUGUGCCAUUCUAAAUAUUUUUUUGUUUAUUCUCUCCUUAUUUCCUCAUUAUCGUUUUUGGAGGGGAACUGUUUUUUUUCCUCUGACCUUUCCCAGUGAUAUGGACUGAUUUUGAUUGGUCAUGUCCACCAGGAAUCAGGGGCAACUAUUUCCCUGCUUCCCAAGAGUAAGCAACAUUCUUCCCAGUACACCAAGUCUUCCAACUGCCUGAAGAGGCCUUGUUCAGCAAGUCCCCAUUGUUGAGACUAUCUCAGGAGAAAGUGGAUUAGAGCUAGUCCUGUCAUCAUUUCAUUCUAAGUGGAAGCCACAGGUGCCUGCCAGGUUCCCUCCAAAUAACAGUUUAACCAGAAGAGGCAAUUGAGGGGAUUGUGUACCACACUGGAUUAGCCAGAAAAGGGAAAUGUUAAUUGGUGAAAAGGAGAGAACACUAGGAAACAUUUGAGAAUCUGCCUCUAUCAGAUUGUGCCUGAGAUUUGACGCUUGAAUCAGGGUCUCAGUCCCCUGCUUGGCACCAUAGCUUAAUUGCAGUUUCUUCAAAAUGCCCAAAGCCUUGUUCCUGGUACUUGGCUGUACUUUAGACUGUAAACCAGUCUAAGGAAGUCUAUGGAAAGUAGCAUUUAAUUAAAGUUUUUUUUAAGUUUAAAAAAAGACAUUUCUUCAUUUCAGUGUUUGAGGAUUUUUUUAAAUGAAUGUUCUCCCCCUUUACUGAAUCCUGUUCUGAUCCUGAACCAAAUUUAUAGAAAUAUAAUUGGUAUUAAUCUAUGGUAUUACCCAUCAAAAAAUUGUUGCAGUCAAUCUUUAUAGAUAAAUAAAUUAAAACAGCUGCAUAAAUGUUCCCACAUUUGUUUCAUAGCAGCAAGAAAUUUCAUUUCAGUAUCUUUCUCUUUGGGCUCCUUGGGGUAGAAGUCACUUGGACUGCUUGUUCUGUGUUAAAUGAAGGGGUUUGAUUCUCAAGUCAUUUGUCCACUGCUGCUUAGCUUUAGGAUCAAAUUAAAAUGUGAAAGCCAGGAUAAGCAAAUGCAGCUGUUCCUUGUGAGAAAGGAUCCAUACGAUAGAGAGUGGUGACUUGGCAAAGGAGGACUUAGCAGGUUAGAAAAACCACAGCUGCCAGCCACUCUACUCUCCCAGGCAAUCAAAGGUUAUAUUGGCACCCCUUUCUCUGCCUCCCUGUCCCUGGACAGGGGUAGUGAAUUUAAUUGUAUAAUUGAACUCCUGUGUAUAGCAGGUAGCGCUGGUGCUGGGCCCCUCCAAUCCACCCCACCCCCAGCAUCUGUGAUUUAAUAAGAGUUUUCCUUCCUCCCACGUGUGUCUCCCAAGCUCAGGCUGUAAGUGGCAGUGGUGCAGAACUUAGCUGCCUCAGGGCUUUCCAUGGUUCUUGUGGUUGAAGCUGAACUGCCAGGGUUCAGGUUGGUUGAACAGAUUGAAAAAGAGCGCAUGUGUGUGGGUGGGUGUGUCUUUGGGUAAAGAAAACAGUAGUCAAGGAAUACUGGGGAAACCAUUUCCAAGGGACUGAUCACCUCAUUUUGGGGAAUUUGUCCAACACCAUAAGCUGCUAGGUGUUAGGAAAAAACCCUGCUCUCCUGAUUAAUUGCUUGCCUAUAUUUUUUAGUAAAUCUAAAGAUUGAGGCAACCUUGAAAGAUUAAGAAACCUAUCCCUGAAUCCAGGCAAGACUGCAUUUAACCACUUGAACAGAUGGGAAUGAACAUAUUUGUCAAAACUGCCUUGACAUUGAAAUUAAAAUCUCCUUAUAAAAAAUUUGAAGAUUUUUGAUGACCAUAAAAACUUUGAAAAUUAUGAGGUUUUCCCCACUGUUUUGUUUUAAAUUUUAAAAGGUAGUAUUUAAAAUACC
Messenger RNA from Sciurus carolinensis (gray squirrel), 3659 nucleotides. It is a transcript of the gene Spats2, whose product is annotated as spermatogenesis associated serine rich 2. The transcript has 13 exons. The coding region runs from base 112 to 1695 and encodes 527 amino acids. Gene Ontology annotation, cellular component: cytoplasm. The record is from RefSeq and is a predicted model, not a curated record. Gene Ontology annotation, molecular function: protein binding. NCBI's taxonomy places the organism in Eukaryota, Metazoa, Chordata, Mammalia, Rodentia, Sciuridae.